Pseudo-nitzschia multistriata is the source of this 1818-nucleotide messenger RNA. Lineage: Eukaryota; Bacillariophyta; Bacillariophyceae; Bacillariales; Bacillariaceae. The record is from the annotation of a GenBank genome assembly.
AGAAUUCGUCUUCCCUUUUUUCCUAUUACUCUACUGCCACAUUACUCGUACCUUUCGUAGGAGGAUUCCACCGAAAAGGCCGUUUGCGUGCUAGAGCGGAAGGGGCACGAUUUUUGGAACAUGUUGGUAUCUUCUGGAAGGAAAAUCAGUUUUCGUAAACGCAAGAAGGGACGUUCUGUUCACCGAUGCACAGCGACCUUAAAAACARGGCAACCACCACCAUGGGGUCGACGCACAUCGAUCCAAGAAAUACCAAAAUGAUUGAUGACUACAGAGCAACCGAAGAUGACGACCAAACAACGCAAACAGAGGCUGCCUUGCCGGUGGCUAUGAACCUGCACAACCCCAUCGAGAGCGAAAACAGUAGGGGCAAAACGAUCGUUGGUAACGGUGACUCUGAUGUCGAUGGUGGGGUCUCUGUGAAGAAUCGAUCCGCUCCUUUUAGCGAGCACCCCCGUACGUUUCUCGGCUGCCCCUUGUUCGCACUGGCAGCGGCUGCGGCAGCCAAGGAAGAAAGCUGCAAACCCGACGCCGGGGAGACAUCUCAUUCGGAGGAACUAAGCAGUGCAUCCUCGUCCCAACCAGAGAGCGAAAUACUCCAGGAUCAUCCCUUGCCUUCGAAGACUAGUGUCAAGGAGAAGAACAAGAUCACAGUCCAGAGCAAAAAGAAGUUCUCUUUUCCUUUCAAGAAGAGGAACGUGUUCAAGACCAAGCUCGGAGACUCCAGAGACGAAGCGCAGCCGGUGCUGAACGUGCGGAUGGUAGAAGCAACAUGGAGAUGGAAUUAUCAAACUCUCGUAAAGUAUCAUUCCAUUCAUGGUAAUUCGAAUGUUCUGCGAUCCGACCCAAACAAGCAACUAUCGGGGUGGGUCAAACGCCAACGGAACAAUCUAAAAGAUGGGAAAUUAUCACCGUGCAAAAUCUUGUUGUUGAACAAACUGGAUUUCGUUUGGAACCGCAUCGAUGGGAAAUGGUACGAGAAAUACCUGCGAUUGGUGGAGUAUCAAAAAAAGUUUGGACACUGCGACGUGAUAACAAAAUUUGAUCGGUCGUUGGCAGAAUGGACCCAGCGUCAACGAAGGGAAUACAAGAACGGACUCACCACCAUGACCGAUGAGCGCAUUAAAAAGUUAGAAGCAUUGCAGGGGUGGAGUUGGGGGAAACUGCGGUUUCGAAAAGAUGGUGUAGGUGGUGCCGACGCUCGAGAUGGUGUUGAUGCCGCCGACACUCGAGCGGACAACCUGCAAUGGUACGAGAAAUACUAUCAAUUAGUGGAAUACCAAAAGAAAUUUGGGAACUGUGACGUAACACAGGGAUCCGAAGCAUCUUUGGCAACUUGGGUCCAGAAUCAACGUAGGGAGUACAAGAGCGCAAAUGGAACCAUGGAGGGGGAGCGAAUCAAAAAAUUAGAAGCAUUACAGGGGUGGAGUUGGGAGCUCACCAAAGAAGAWACAAAAAUGGUUUAUAGUACCGCUACUCCUCGUGUGGACCGGGAGAUCAACCACCACGGCGCCUUUUAAAUCGUAAAAUUUCCUAUUCCCCGUUCCACCCUACAAAUACGAUAGAAAUACCAAGUGCCAACGAAAGCCCAGUGUCAAGAAAUCUGUUUCGGCACUGAAGGGGCCUCGAGAGAGAAACAUGUGGCGACGUCGUUCGGGGUUCAAAAGAACGACGCUUCCAAUAACCAGAGAUUUAUCCAGAGUGUCACCGAGACGUGUUUUCAUAUCGUCUCGUUGUAAAGGACACAAUACGGUAUCCAUUUUAAAACAGUUUUGGGACGUUUGGGGACGACUUACUGAUUAAAAGUUAAACUCUGAU